UGCGUCAACGGCUCCAGAGCAAAUACAUCAUACAGAAAGCGGCACAACAGGAGGAACACAGCGAGAACAUCACACAUCAAUAAUAAGGCCAGCAUACAGAGAGCUGCACAACAGAGCGAUAACACAAGAACAACAUCAUGAGAGGCUGGACUCCUCUGGUGGCGCUAGUGUGGCUGCUACAGGUACUGGGCUCUUGCGCCAUCGGCGGGUAUCCAGGUACGUUCUACCAGAUCAUGCUACUCCUGAACAAGGACCGCAAGUACGGACGCACAGCCCCGUCUCCCAGCCGCCUGUGGGCCAUCCUCGACCCUGCCGCCUCCCUUGGCUCCCUAAGUCACGAGCCUCUUAACUCCAAUCGCAUCGUCAGGAGCACACUUCUGAGCAGAAACUCGGAACCCCGCCAGCUAGUGAAUGAGCAGGAGGAGGAUCUGAAAAUGGACUCCCCUCCAGAGGAUCUCAAAUUGGAGGAGGCUCAGACAGAGGCUACAAUGGAGAAGGCUCAGAUACAGACAACAAUGGAGGAGGCUCAGAUGCAGUCAACAAUGGAGGAGGCUCAGAUGCAGUCAACAAUGGAGGAAGCUCAGACGCCGGCAACAUUGGAGGAGACUCAGACGCAUACAACAAAUGCCGAGGUACCACCUGCGGACACUGAAGGGGGAGGUGACACCAGGAAUGAACCUACGGAUGUCAGUGAUGGUCCAGUCCAAUGUGGCGGUGACGUGCGGAUGAUUGACAUUCCUUUCAACUUAACGGGACAUAAAGGCUACAAGCAAGAAGAGUUGCUGGUGACGCCGGGUUGGGACGAGGGGGAGUACCCGGAGGACAUCGAGUGUGUCUGGAACCUGAAUGUGGGUGUGGAGUGCCAGGCGGGUCUGCUGCUGUACAAGGUGAUGGAAGGGGAGAUAAGGGAAACUAACAGGUGCCUGAAGGACUACCUCGAGAUUACUCAACCCAACGGCGUCUUUACCAAGUACUGUGGCCCUUUAGUGAAUAAGGGGAAACACGUGUCAGGGACGGACGCCUGGAGUUCAGCUCAGCUACGCACUACAACAGUUCGCUUUACCUCCCAGAAGCGUAAAGAUUCCCUUCAAGACGCUGGUACACCAACAGGAUUCAAAAUGAUGGUCACAUACUAUUGCUGGAUGUACAAGGAGCGCCUUCCCUCUACUACUAACCAGGUAGCCAGCAGUACGGAAUCUGGUGAGGGCUCUGGUAUUGGUAACAAGGACGAUGGUACAAGCAGUGUGAACUCUGGUACAGGAAGUGUGAACUCUGGUACAGGAAGUGUGAACUCUGGUACAGGAAGUGUGAACCCUGGUACAGGAAGUGUGAACUUUGGUACAGGAAGUGUGAACUCUGGUACAGAAAGUGUGAACUCUGAUACAAGAAGUGUGAACUCUGGUAUAGAAAGUGUGAACUCUGGUACAGGAAGUGUGAACUCUGGUACAGGAAGUGAGAACUCUGGUACAGGAAGUGUAAACUCUGGUACAGGAAGUGUGAACCCUGGUACAGGAAGUGUGAACUCUGGUAUAGGAAGUGUAAACUCUGGUACAGGAAGUGUAAACUCUGGUACAGGAAAUGUGAACUCUGGUAUAGGAGGUGUGAACUCUGGUACAGAAAGUGUGAACUCUGGUACAGGAAGUGUGAACUCUGGUACAGAAAGUGUGAACUCUGGUAUAGGAAGUGUGAACUCUGGUACAGGAAGUGUGAACUCUGGUACAGGAAGUGAGAACUCUGGUACAGGAAGUGUGAACCUUGGCAGGAAGUGUAAACCUGGUACAGGAAGUGUGAACCCUGGAAGUGUGAACUCUGGUACAGAAGUGAACUCUGGUACAGGAAGUGUGAACUCUGGUACAGGAAGUGUAAACUCUGGUACAGGAAGUGUGAACCCUGGUACAGAAAGUGUGAACUCUGGUACAGAAAGUGUGAACUCUGGUAUAGGAAGUGUGAACUCUGGUACAGGAAGUGUGAACUCUGGUACAGAAAGUGUGAACUCUGGUAUAGGAAGUGUGAACUCUGGUACAGGAAGUGUGAACUCUGGUACAGGAAGUGUGAACUCUGGUACAGGAAGUGAGAACUCUGGUACAGGAAGUGUAAACUCUGGUACAGGAAGUGUGAACUCUGGUAUAGGAGGUGUGAACUCUGGUACAGGAAGUGUAAACUCUGGUACAGGAAGUGUGAACCCUGGUACAGGAAGUGUGAACUUUGGUACAGGAAGUGUGAACUCUGGUACAGAAAGUGUGAACUCUGGUAUAGGAAGUGUGAACUCUGGUACAGGAAGUGUGAACUCUGGUACAGGAAGUGAGAACUCUGGUACAGAAAGUGUGAACUCUGGUAUAGGAAGUGUGAACUCUGGUACAGGAAGUGUGAACUCUGGUACAAGAAGUGUAAACUCUGGUACAGGAAGUGUGAACUCUGGUACAGGAAGUGUGUAA
Messenger RNA from Homarus americanus (American lobster), 2435 nucleotides. RefSeq names its product autotransporter adhesin BpaC-like. The record is from RefSeq and is a predicted model, not a curated record. The transcript has 8 exons. Lineage: Eukaryota; Metazoa; Arthropoda; Malacostraca; Decapoda; Nephropidae. Bases 138 to 2435 code for a protein of 765 amino acids.